Peromyscus leucopus (white-footed mouse) is the source of this 2167-nucleotide messenger RNA. It is a transcript of the gene Prss53, whose product is annotated as serine protease 53. The coding region runs from base 438 to 2111 and encodes 557 amino acids. Lineage: Eukaryota; Metazoa; Chordata; Mammalia; Rodentia; Cricetidae. Gene Ontology annotation, biological process: proteolysis. The transcript is spliced from 10 exons. Gene Ontology annotation, molecular function: serine-type endopeptidase activity. The record is from RefSeq and is a predicted model, not a curated record.
GUGCUGGGAAUCCAACGGGUUGUGCUGUUAACUGUUGAGACAUCUCUCUAGCCCCCACCCCGGAAACACUUGAGUUUUUUCAGGCAAGGCACAAGUUCAUUGCUCAAAGUCACUGCUGUAGUAAAUGGGGGAACUGGGAUUUGAACUGGGGGAGUGUGGCUGGUGACAGAAGCCCAGAGAGGGAUAAGGGCCACACAACCACAGUCCCCAAGCUGUUGACUCCCUUCUAGCCCAGGAAAAGUAACACCUGACGCUUAGCUGGCUGGGGGCGGAGCAGGGGUGGAGCCAGGGAGACCCAGGUGGCCUCUCAGAACAAGAGCACUGAGUGGCCCGGAGCAGCAUGAGGCAGAGCUGGGGACCAGGGCUGCUUAUUGUGGGAGCUGUGGUCCUGAUAGAGGGUCUUCAGGCAGCUCAGCGUGGUAAGUGGUGGUGAGGACAUGGGACCAGGGCUGUGCUCAGGGAUGAUGGAGGAACGGCACCCUGUGGUCCCGAGGUCAGGACAGUGUCAGCGUGACUCAUCCUUCUCUACAGCAUGCGGGCAGCGAGGCCCUGGCCCUCCAGAGCCUCAGGAAGGCAGCACGUUGGCUGGUGAAUGGCCCUGGCAGGCCAGCGUGAGGCGACGAGGGGCACACAUCUGCAGCGGCUCCUUGGUGGCAGACACCUGGGUCCUCACAGCUGCUCACUGCUUUGAAAAGGUGGCCACAACAGAACUGAGCUCCUGGUCCGUGGUCCUGGGUUCUCUGACACAGGAGGGGCUGAGCCCAGGGGCUGAGGAGGUGGGAGUCGCUGGCCUGCAGUUGCCCAAGGCCUAUCACCACUACAGCCAGGGAUCCGACCUGGCCCUGCUCCAGCUUAGCCAUCCCACAGCCCAUACAACCCUCUGCCUGCCCCAGUCCACCUAUCAUUUCCCCUUUGGAGCCUCGUGCUGGGCCACGGGCUGGGACCAGAACACCAGUGACGUUUCCAGGACCCUGCGGAAUCUGCGUCUUCGUCUCAUCAGCCGCCCCACUUGUAACUGUCUCUACAAUCGGUUACACCAGCGGCUGCUGGCCAGCCCAGCGAGACCUGGGAUGCUGUGUGGGGGUGCACAGCCUGGGGUACAGGGACCCUGCCAGGGAGAUUCUGGGGGACCUGUGAUGUGCCGUGAGCCUGACGGACAUUGGGUCCAAGUUGGAAUCAUUAGCUUCACGUCGAGAUGUGCCCAAGAGGACACUCCUGUACUGCUGACCGACAUGGCCACGCACAGUUCAUGGCUGGAGGCCCACGUUCAUGGGGCAGCUUUCCUGGUCCAGGACCCAGGAACUGUGGAAGCCAGCGACGAGAACAGCUGUGUCGCAUGCGGCUCCUUGAGGGGUGGAGGCCCCCAGGCCGGAGCGCUCUCUCAGUGGCCCUGGGAUGCCAGGCUGAAGCACCAUGGGAAGCUGGCUUGUGGUGGAGCCCUGGUGUCAGAGGCGGUGGUGCUGACUGCUGCUCACUGCUUUAUCGGGCGCCAAACCCUAGAGGAAUGGAGUGUAGGUCUGGGGGCUGGACCAGAGGAACGGGGUCUGAAGCAACUCAUUCUGCACGGGGCCUACACCCACCCUGAAGGUGGCUAUGAUGUGGCCCUCCUGCUGCUGGCUCAGCCUGUGACAUUAGGCCCUGGCCUGAGGCCCCUUUGCUUGCCCUAUGCUGACCACCGCCUGCCUGAUGGUGAACAUGGCUGGGUUCUCGGGCUGACUCAAGGAGCAGGCAACAGUUACCCCCAGACAGUACCUGUGACAGUCUUAGGGCCAGCAGCCUGCAGCCAACAACAUCCAGCCCCUGGGAGCACGGGCAGUCCCAUUCUGCCAGGGAUGGUAUGCACCACUGUUGUGGGUGAGCUGCCUCAAUGUGAGGGCCUGUCUGGGGCACCGCUCGUCCAUGAGGUCAGGGGCACAUGGUUCCUGGCUGGACUGCACAGCUUUGGAGACACCUGCCAAGGCCCUUCGAGGCCUGCAGUCUUUGCAGCACUCUCUGCCUAUGAGGACUGGGUCAGCCACCUAGACUGGCAGGUCUACUUCGCCGAGGAGCCAGAGCCUGAGGCUGAGCCUGGAAGCUGUCUGGUCAACUCAAGCCAACCAGCCAGUUGCUGACUGGUGACUCUCUAGUUUACUCACAAGAUGCCCGAAAAGCCAGGCAACUCCCACGU